UCUGUCUUCAGUUGAGUUCUCAGUGAAAAGCGCCACACAAGCGUUUACUCGUUUGAUUGGUUGAUUGGUCAGCUGAUUGAUUGAUCAUCCCACCAAUAAAAACUCACUGAUCUCCCUCCCCCUCUCUCUCUCUUUAGGAACAAGGUGUUGUGGGAAUGUCGCGGCAGCCCGGUGCCGUCCCUCCCUCUCACCCUACCGGGGGUGUGGCCUCGGGCGCGGGGCCCAAUCAGGGCGCAGGGGCCCCUCCCGGUUACCUGGGCAACCAGCAGCAGGCGGCCAUGAUGAAACAGAUGAUGGUGAUGGAGCAGGAGAAGAGAGUUCAGCUCCACAUGAUGGAACAACAGAAACAACAGCUACUGAGAGAACAGAGACAGCAGCAACAACAGCUAUUACUGGCUGAACAGCUCCAGCAGCAGCAGCAGCAGCAGCAUCUCCCCAGACAGAUGGUCCAGGGUCAGAGAAACCCCUACCCACAGGUCAACCAGUAUCAAGGAACACCCCAGGAGAUGGCGGUGAGGAGCCAGGCUAUCCAGAACAUCCGCGCCACCCGCCUCCUCCAACAACAACAACAGAACCAGCAGAUGGUCCAGAUGAACCAGGGCAUCCCAGGGGGCUCGGUGGGUCCACAACCCGACAUGGGCCUCCCCUACGGCGGGCAGGGAUCCGGCCAGCAGUCCCUCUACAGCCUCAGCCCUUCCAUGAGCCAAAUGAUGCAGCAGCAGCAGCAGCACCAACAGAACCAAAGCGUCCAGGCCUCCAUGGGUCUUCCACCAGGACACAACCCAGCAGCGCAGGCCCAGAGGCAGGCAGGAGGAGGGGUUGGAGGUGGAGGAGGAUACGGAGGACCACAGGGGAUGAUGAUGAACUCCAUGUCCCAGCAGCCCCUCAAGGGCCCGCCCAACGCCAAAGCCCAGGCCCAGAGGUUGCAGGGCAUGCUGGGAAUUGGAGGAGGACCGGGAGGAGGAGGACCACAGGGAGGGAUGGGAGGGUGGCCUCCCCAGCAGGGGCAGUCCCUCCAGGGGAUGGGAGGGCCAGGAGGGGUGGGAGGACCAGGCAGGACUACAGGUGAUAUGGUGGGCUUUGGCUCGGCCCAGGGGGGCUACGGCUCCAUGCAGCCGGGACAACAGCCUCCACACCCACGCCUGGCCAAGCAACACUUCCCUGGGCACCCACAGGGACACCCCCACCCCCAGGCUAUGGGUCAGGGCCAGCCCAUGGACCCCAGGGCUAUGAACCCUGCGGCGGGCAUGGCCGGGCCCAUGAUUACCCCUCACAUGGCUGGACCAGGACAGCCCAGGACCAACCAGCCCAGACCCAUGGUAAUGCCGGGACAGGGGGUGAUGGGCCAGGGCGUGCCCAACAUGGGGGCCUUUGGACAGGGGCCGGCGAUGGGGGUUGGCCCUGGGGGUGGGGGUGGAGGAGGGUAUGUGGGACAAGGAGGGGUCGGAGGUCAGCCUCAGGGCUACCAGAGGACGUCUAGUCAGGACCUGUCAUCUUAUGGAUACGGUGGCGGGCAGGUGGCGCCGUCGGGCGGGGGGUUCGGAUUGGCCGACGGGACAGGGGCGGACUUGGACUCAAGUGACGGUUGGAUGGAAGAGUUCUUCCCCAACCAAUAGCAGAGCUGGAAAUGUACUGGGGAGUUUUUACUGGAGGGACUAACGACAAACUGCGUGGGGAAAACUUUAUUGAGACGAGAGAACUGGACAGACAGACGGACAGUCGCCAUGUUUUGUUUUGUAAAGCAUGAACGGACAAGAAGAUGAGUUCUGUGUUGUGUAUUUAUGUGUGUGUGUG
Molecule: messenger RNA, 1794 nt
Organism: Salvelinus fontinalis (brook trout)
Lineage: Eukaryota; Metazoa; Chordata; Actinopteri; Salmoniformes; Salmonidae
Product: mastermind-like protein 3
Exons: 3
Coding region: 156-1616 (486 amino acids)
Source: RefSeq, a predicted model, not a curated record